AUGCCAUAUUCACAGCAACUUAAAGAUGCGUCACAACAACGACCACUAACAACUGAUUAUCGAAUAUAUACUUGUGAUGAAGUCAAGAGACAUGAUAAGCCUGAUGAUUUAUGGAUGAUCAUCUAUAAUAAAGUUUACAAUUUAACAAAUUUCUCCAAAAUACACCCUGGUGAUGUCGAAGUUUUAUUUGAUUGUGGAGGUACUGAUGGUACUGAAGCUUUUGAAGAUGUUGGACAUUCAGAUUAUGCAUAUCAGAUGCUAAGGCCGUAUUUAAUUGGCGAAUUACCACUACAAGAACAUAAAAAGUAUGAAAAUGUACCAGAAUUUUCCAUUCCUCAAAUCGAUAAUCCAAGUAAAGAAGAACAAAAUCUUGGUUGUCCUCCGAAACAAAGAAAACGAAAAACUAGGAGAAGAAAGAAACAAUCUCAACAAUUAAGUGUAAGAAUUGUUUUAUUUGGUCUAUUGGCCAUCAUUUCAUUUACAUUGUUUUUAUAUAUUCAAAGAUUUAAAUGGGUUUCUAUUUGA
Candida tropicalis MYA-3404 is the source of this 525-nucleotide messenger RNA. RefSeq lists its product as uncharacterized. The coding region runs from base 1 to 525 and encodes 174 amino acids. The transcript has a single exon. Gene Ontology annotation, biological process: sterol biosynthetic process. Gene Ontology annotation, cellular component: intracellular membrane-bounded organelle; endoplasmic reticulum membrane. NCBI's taxonomy places the organism in Eukaryota, Fungi, Ascomycota, Pichiomycetes, Serinales, Debaryomycetaceae. The record is from RefSeq and is a predicted model, not a curated record. Gene Ontology annotation, molecular function: heme binding.